AUGGUCAAUGUUCUUCUUGUUCCUUAUUCUGGUGGUAUCCAUGCCAAAGACGAGCCUAAAUUGCUUGGGUGCACUGAAAACGAGCUUGGACUCAGAAAAUGGCUUGAAUCCCAAGGCCAUAAAUUAACUACUACAGAUCAAAAAGAUGGAUCCAAGUUUGAGUCUCUUCUUGAAGAUGCUGAAAUUGUCAUCACGACCCCAUUCCAUCCAGCAUACUUGACUCGUGAACGAUUGCUUAAAGCUAAAAACUUAAAGCUAUGUGUCACUGCUGGUGUGGGGUCUGAUCAUGUGAACCUGGAUACUGCCAAUGAACUUAAGAUUGGCGUAUUGGAAGUCACUGGUUCGAAUGUCACAUCUGUGGCAGAGCAUGCUGUCAUGACAAUGUUGGUACUUGUACGAAACUUUGUUCCAGCCCACGACCAAGUCCGUGAAGGCAAGUGGGAUGUGGCCGCUGUUGCUAAAGACGAAUAUGACAUUGAGGGUAAAGUAAUUGCCACGGUUGGGGGAGGCCGUAUUGGUACUCGUAUUUUGGAACGUGUCAAGCCUUUUAAUCCUAAGGAAUUGCUUUACUUUGACUACCAAUCUCUUUCUGCUGAUCGUGAAAAGGAAAUUGGCUGCCGUCGUGUAGAGAAACUUGAGGACAUGCUUGGACAGGCUGAUAUUGUAACAAUUAACACCCCAUUUUAUGAUUCAACCAAAGGCAUGUUCAACAAAGAACUUAUUUCCAAGAUGAAGCGUGGUGCAUGGCUCAUAAAUACUGCUCGUGGUUCUAUUUGUGUCAAGGAAGAUAUAGCUGCAGCUCUCAAGUCUGGACAACUCCGCGGAUAUGGCGGUGACGUGUGGUUCCCGCAACCUGCACCUGCCAACCAUCCUUGGCGCACCAUGACCAACAAGUAUGGUGCUGGGAAUGCCAUGGUUCCGCACAUGUCGGGCACAUCGCUCGAUGCUCAAGGAUGA
Molecule: messenger RNA, 957 nt
Organism: Magnusiomyces paraingens
Lineage: Eukaryota; Fungi; Ascomycota; Dipodascomycetes; Dipodascales; Dipodascaceae
Exons: 1
Coding region: 1-957 (318 amino acids)
Cellular component (GO): cytosol
Molecular function (GO): oxidoreductase activity, acting on the CH-OH group of donors, NAD or NADP as acceptor; NAD binding
Source: RefSeq, a predicted model, not a curated record